Striga asiatica is the source of this 942-nucleotide messenger RNA. The record is from the annotation of a GenBank genome assembly. NCBI's taxonomy places the organism in Eukaryota, Viridiplantae, Streptophyta, Magnoliopsida, Lamiales, Orobanchaceae.
AACACAGCCUUAGGGACUAGACAAAGCAGAGCUACAAUUUGUGCGGAAGAAUUGUUGGAUUACAGCAACAGGUGGAGGGAAGAUGACGAUGGCGGCGGGGAUCGGCUACGCGCUGGUUGCGCUCGGCCCUUCUCUCUCACUCUUCAUCGCCGUCAUUUCUCACAAGCCCUUUCUCAUUCUCACCCUUCUUUCCAGUACUUUGGCGUGGCUGAUGACUCUCAUCGCACUAUCAGCAGUUUGGAGAGUGUUUCUCCCCUUCAAAUCCACUGCGUGGUGGCCGUACGCGCUUCUCAUCCUCACCUCCGUUGCCUUUCAAGAAGCUCUACGGGUUCUGUUAUGGAGACUGUACAAGAGGAUGGAAGAAAUACUGGAUGCAUUUGCUGAUAGAGUUUCCAAGCCUCGUCUCUUUAUUACUGAUAAGAUGCAAAUUGCUCUUGCAGGUGGAAUGGGUCAUGGUGUGGCCCAUGCUAUUUUCUUUUGCAUAAGCCUUUUAACGCCUGCAUUUGGCCCAGCAACCUAUUAUGUGGAGAAAUGCUCUCAGAUUCCAUUUUUUCUUGUAUCUGCUAUUAUAGCACUUGCGUUUGCCACAAUCCACACUUUCUCAAUGGUUAUUGCUUUCAACGGUUGCUCGGAAGGAAACAGAAUCGACUUGUAUUUUGCUCCUAUAGUUCACCUUGCUGCAGGAAUGCUUACACUGAUUAAUCUUGCGCCUGGAGGCUGUGUGCUUGGCAUUCCUCUACUGUAUGGCAUAGCACUGUUAACUUUGGCACGUUGUGGAAAGGUCGUCUGGACAAGACUAACGGAACAUAGGAGCAGACAAGGGGACUUAUGACUCACAUCUUUUUGGUCGCUGAUAAUCUGAAGUUCCAUUGUUGGUGCAUUUAUAUAAAAAUAUUUGGGCUGUCCUGUCCAUUUGAUUGAUGGAGAUAUAUUUUCACUUUC